AUGGCAUCUGUAGAUAAUGAUGUAGCUACUGAAAACAAAAACUUAGCAAAUGGACAUUCGAAUUGUCAAAUAUAUAAUAGUGGUAGCUCAAGUGAUAUUUCAAGUUCGAAUGGGAAUUAUAAUAGUUCAAGUCUUUUAAAAGAUAAAUAUGGAUUAUCUGAUCUAUUCAAUAGGGCUGUCUCCGUAUUUGCUCCUGAACGAAAAGGAUGGAAUUUAUGGAAUAAGCCUAGUACUCAUAGUAGUGAACAAAAAUAUAGUCAUGUUGUAGCCAGCUCUACAGCACUUAUUCAGCAAAUUAGACCGUCCACACUACCAGCCAAAGAUAUUAAUGAAGAAUCUCGACAUAAAGCAGAAUAUGACAGCAUAUUAAAAGAGGCAAGAAUCAAGGAACAAAAACAACUAACCGCUUGGCAGAUUGAAAUUAAAAAUAGAGUAAAACGUGAAGAUGCACAAGCUAAAAGAAUCAAACAAUGGCAGGAAAUUUUACCAAAGUUUUCUAAACUUCAAAAUAGUCAAUACGUUCAAUCACUUUGGUGGCAUGGCCUACCGCCUUCAGUUCGCGGUCAAGUUUGGCUACUGGCUUUUGGAAAUGAAUUGCAAUUAACUCAUGAAGAUUAUUACUCUAAUAUGUGCAAAGCGAGCAUCAAAAUAGCCUUAAACUUAGGUUGCUCUGUUGAUGAUAUUAUUAAAAUAAGUCAUGAUGCUCAGGAUGAUAAAAUUUAUCAAUUAUUCUCAGCAAAUGCUAAUAUACAUCUCAUAAAUAAAGAAUCAUUAAACAGUAGUGAGAGUGCUAUUAAAGUUACAAAUAUUUAUGGCAAUCAGUGUAUUGAUAGCUGCCAAACAAAUAAUGCUCAUAGAUUUAGUUUUUGUGAUAGGACGAAUUGUGAAUGCAAUGACAAUAAUCAUUCAAGUGAAAAAUCAUCGGACUCUUGUUUGAAUGUAAUACAAUUAGAUAUUUCUAGAACUUUUCCCAGUUUGGGGGUUUUUCAAAAAGGCUGCCCUUACUUUCCAAUACUACAUGCUCUCUUAGCAUCUUAUGUUACUUAUAAACCAAAUAUCGGAUACGUUCAGGGAAUGUCUUUUAUUGCUGCUGUUCUAUUGGUAAAUAUGGAACCCCCAAAUGCUUUCAUAACAUUCUGCAAUAUUUUAGAAAAACCUUUGCACUCAGCAGCAUUUAGUUUAGAUCAAAGAAAAUUAGAAGCAUACUUCAGAGCAUAUGAUGAUUUAUUUAGCAAUUGUUUGCCAGAAUUGCAUGCACAUUUUGUGGAACUCGGUUUGACUGCAGAGUUAUACUGUGUUGAUUGGCUGUAUUCAGUAUUUUCCCGAGCCAUGCCAUUUGACAUAGCAUGUAGAGUUUGGGAUUUAUUUGCAAGGGAUGGUGAAGAAGCUUUAUUUCAAACCGCUAUAGGAAUUCUGACUUAUUUUCAAACAACUCUAAUAGAAAUGGAUUUUAUAUCGGCAGCACAAUUUUUAACAAAAUUACCUGAAAAUAUUGACCAAGAAAAUUUAUUUCGGAUUAUUCGAAAAGUACCACUAAAAGUAGGACAAAUGACCUUCACAAAGCUGUUGUCAAAUUAUAAAGGACAUGUGUGA
Ctenocephalides felis (cat flea) is the source of this 1593-nucleotide messenger RNA. RefSeq names its product TBC1 domain family member 12-like. The transcript has 8 exons. Lineage: Eukaryota; Metazoa; Arthropoda; Insecta; Siphonaptera; Pulicidae. Bases 1 to 1593 code for a protein of 530 amino acids. The record is from RefSeq and is a predicted model, not a curated record.